GAGCCGCCACUGGGCUGCGUCCCCUCCCGGGAACCCCCUCCCUUGGAUGCUCUUUGAAGUGGGAGAGGGAGGCGGCCCAGAGGCGGGACCAGAGGGAGGCAGAGCCCCGCGUCUCUGCGAGGCCCUCCCCGCGCAGCGCACCUGGCGGCCCAGGGUCCCGUCUGGUCUGCAGCGUCUGCCUGCCAGCUCUCACCCCUUUCUCUGGGAGGACAACCUGCUGACCCCAGGCCAGGAUGGAUGGUGGACAGUGGUGCUCAUGUUGGGCCUGGUGCCUGCUGGCCCUGGCAGCUGUGGCUGGAGGUGCAGCGUCCACUGAGGCCUCGGACAACAGCCUGGAGGGGGGUGCCGAUGCCACCGCUUACUGGUGGGGGGAGUGGACCAAGUGGACGGCGUGUUCCCGCAGCUGCGGGGGUGGGGUGACGUCCCAGGAGCGACACUGCCUGCAGCAGAGGAGGAAGUCUGCCCCAGGUGCGGGCAACAGGACCUGCAUGGGCACAUCCAAGCGAUACCAGCUCUGCCGAGUGCAGGAGUGUCCAGCAGACGGGAGGAGCUUCCGGGAGGAGCAGUGUGUCUCCUUCAACUCCCGCGUGUUCGACGGGCGGGUGUACCAGUGGAAGCCCCUGUACCCCGAUGACUACGUCCACAUCUCCAGCAAGCCAUGCGACCUGCACUGCACGACGGUGGACGGCCAGCGGCAGCUCAUGGUCCCCGCCCGUGAUGGCACGUCCUGCAAGCUCACUGACCUGCGAGGGGUUUGCGUGUCUGGAAAAUGUGAGCCCAUCGGCUGUGACGGGGUGCUCUUCUCCACCCACACACUGGACAAGUGCGGGGUCUGCCAGGGCGACGGGAGCAGCUGCACCCACGUGACGGGAAACUACCGCAAGGGCAACGCCCACCUCGGUUACUCUCUGGUGACACAUAUCCCAGCUGGUGCCCGGGACAUCCAGAUCGUGGAGAGGAAGAAGUCUGCUGAUGUGCUGGCUCUUGCUGAUGAAGCUGGCUUCUACUUCUUCAAUGGCAACUACAAGGUGGACAGCCCCAAGAACUUCAACAUCGCGGGCACCGUGGUCAAGUACCGGCGGCCCAUGGAUGUCUACGAGACGGGCAUCGAGUACAUUGUGGCACAGGGGCCCACCAACCAGGGUCUGAAUGUCAUGGUGUGGAAUCAGAACGGCAAGAGCCCGUCCAUCACCUUCGAGUACACGCUACUGCAGCCUCACGCGCACAGCCGGCAGCAGCCCCUCUACUUCAGCUUCCCCGGACCCGCCUCGGCCAGCGCGGAGAGCCAGGAGCUGGGCCCUGGGCGGCUGGGCUUGGCGCGGCACAAUGGCUCGCUCUACAGCCAGGCCUCCGCCCAGCCACUGGGCCUGGGCCACGGGUUGUUCAGUGCCACGGGCCCCGCGGUGGAGCUGGGCCUGCGCAGGGGUCAGGAGACCAACGACGUGUGCCAGCCGGCCAGUGGCGGGACGUGCGAGGGGCCCCUGAGGGGCGAGGGCUUCCAAGACCAUAACAUCACGGGGACUGCUCUCUCGGGUGACAAGGAUGACCAAGAGGUGGACACCCGUUUUACCUCGCAGGAGCUCCUCUCUGCCAAUGCCAUCUCUGACCAGCUCCUGGGCACAGGCUCUGACUCUAAGGGGUUCACCCUCAACGAGACCAUGAACAGCAUCUUUGUCCAGGGCGGCCCUCGGAGCCCCUCUGCCGACAGCCUCUAUCUGGACUUCGGGGACAGUGAAGAGGCUGCCCCCAGCCUGGUCAACGGGUCCUAUUUGGAGCUGAGCAGCGACAGGCUCUCCAAUACCUCCUCUGAGGCCCCGUUCCCCAACGCCAGUGCCAGCCUCCCCCCUGUGGCCGGGAACAGGACUCACAAGGCUAGGACCAGGCCCAAGGCGCGCAAGCAAGGCGUGAGUCCCGCCGACAUGUACCGCUGGAAGCUCUCCUCCCACGAGCCCUGCAGCGCCACCUGCACCACAGGGGUCAUGUCGACUUACGCCAUGUGCGUCCGCUACGACGGGGUGGAGGUGGAUGAUAGCUACUGUGACGCCCUGACGCGCCCGGAGCCCGUGCACGAGUUCUGCGCGGGGAGGGAGUGCCAGCCCAGGUGGGAGACCAGCAGCUGGAGCGAGUGCUCGCGCACCUGCGGCGAGGGCUACCAGUUCCGCAUCGUGCGCUGCUGGAAGAUGCUGUCACCCGGCUUCGACAGCUCCGUGUACAGCGACCUGUGUGAAGCUGCGGAGGCCGUGCGGCCCGAGGAGCGCAAGACCUGCCGCAACCCGGCCUGCGGGCCACAGUGGGAAAUGUCCGAGUGGUCCGAGUGCACAGCCAAGUGCGGGGAGCGCAGUGUGGUGACCAGGGACAUCCGCUGCUCCGAGGACGAGAAGCUCUGUGACCCCAGCACCCGGCCCGUGGGGGAGAAGAACUGCACGGGGCCCCCCUGUGACCGCCAGUGGACCGUGUCGGACUGGGGGCCGUGCAGUGGCAGCUGCGGGCAGGGCCGCACUAUCAGGCACGUGUACUGUAAGACCAGCGACGGACGGGUGGUCCCCGAGUCUCAGUGCCAGAUGGAGACCAAGCCCCUGGCCAUUCACCCCUGUGGGGACAAGAACUGCCCUGCACAUUGGCUGGCACAGGACUGGGAGCGGUGCAACACCACCUGUGGGCGUGGUGUGAAGAGGCGGCUGGUCCUCUGCAUGGAGCUGGCCAAUGGGAAGCCACAGACACGCAGUGGCCCCGAGUGCGGGCUGGCCAAGAAGCCCCCCGAGGAGAGCACCUGCUUUGAGAGGCCUUGCUUCAAGUGGUACACCAGCCCCUGGUCAGAGUGCACCAAGACCUGCGGGGUGGGAGUGAGGAUGCGGGACGUGAAGUGCUACCAGGGCACGGAUGUCGUCCGCGGGUGUGAUCCGCUGGUGAAGCCCGUGGGCAGGCAGGCCUGCGACCUACAGCCCUGCCCCACAGAGCCCCCAGACGACAGCUGCCAGGACCAGCCGGGUACCAACUGUGCACUGGCCAUCAAGGUGAAUCUCUGCGGCCACUGGUACUACAGCAAGGCCUGCUGCCGCUCCUGCAGGCCGCCCCCCUCCUAGCCGGGUCGCGGUGCCCCUGGAGACCCGAGCGCCCGCUGGAGCUGCUGUGGCUCCCGGGCCCCUCCCUGGACCCUCGUCCUGCAGGCACCUGGGUGCGAAGACCAAGCACCGACCUUGGCUGACCCUGUAGGGCUUUCUAUGGCCUGUGGGCCUCCACUCUGCCCGGUCCUGGGAGAGCCUCGGGCACCCACCCACCCUCCCCGGACAGAGCUGCCCGGCUGUGGGGAGUGGUACGUGGAGCCAUGAGGAUCCUGUGUUGGUGCCCCCCACCCCCAGCAGCCCUCCAGCCUAGGGGCCCAGAGUCCAAAGCCCAGCAUGGAGGUGAGACCUGCCCUUGGCCCAGGCUCUGCUCUGCCAUGGUGUGCCCUUCCCAAGGUGACCUACCCAGGCACCCAAGGGACACAGGCCUCCCAUUCCUCUAGUCACUGAGCGAGCUCCUUCCAGGGGACCCUGCCCCACGACCUAGCAUCAGCUUUCCGGGCCCCACAGGACCGAGCUCGGAGGGGCCGUGCACUUUGUGCCCUGAAGAGGCCCUCUUCCCACGGGCUCCUGGUCAUGGACAGUGGGUGUCCCUGCGAUCUCGUCAGUACUCAUUGGUGUAUGUUAAUAAAGUGGCC
Sciurus carolinensis (gray squirrel) is the source of this 3700-nucleotide messenger RNA. It is a transcript of the gene Adamtsl2, whose product is annotated as ADAMTS like 2. The transcript has 19 exons. Gene Ontology annotation, cellular component: extracellular matrix. The coding region runs from base 234 to 3083 and encodes 949 amino acids. Lineage: Eukaryota; Metazoa; Chordata; Mammalia; Rodentia; Sciuridae. The record is from RefSeq and is a predicted model, not a curated record. Gene Ontology annotation, biological process: extracellular matrix organization.